Protopterus annectens (West African lungfish) is the source of this 1776-nucleotide messenger RNA. RefSeq names its product BCL2 interacting protein 2 (gene BNIP2). Gene Ontology annotation, cellular component: cytoplasm. NCBI's taxonomy places the organism in Eukaryota, Metazoa, Chordata, Ceratodontiformes, Protopteridae. Bases 33 to 1064 code for a protein of 343 amino acids. Gene Ontology annotation, biological process: apoptotic process. The record is from RefSeq and is a predicted model, not a curated record. The transcript has 10 exons.
UAUAUUCCAUUUUUUGACAAAUUUGGAAUAGCAUGCAACCGUCGCUGGAACGGCAGGAAUCUAUAGCUACUACAGAGGCCAGAUUGAGGAUGGAAGGAGUGGAACUGAAAGAAGAGUGGCAAGAUGAAGACUUUCCAAGGCCUCUUCCAGAGGAUGAAGACUGUUUACCAAAUGCAAGUGGAAGAGAAAGCAUCCCUGCAUCACAUCUAUUGGAAGUCAAUGGAAACAAGAAAGUUAAGAAGAAAUUAGUGGCUCCAGAUAUUUCUUUGAAUCUGGACCACAAAGACGAGUCUUUUUUAUCUGAACUGGACGAGAGCGUGGAUAUUGAUUUAGAUGAUUUAGAGACCCCGUCUGAAAAUAGCAAUGAAUUUGAAUGGGAAGAUGAUCUUCCAAAACCUAAAACUACUGAAUUGAGGAAAGGCUCAAUCCCAGAGUAUAGUGCAGCAGAAGAAAAAGAUGAUGAACGGCGGUGGCGAUUGUUUAGAAUUGGGGAGCAAGAUCACAGAGUUGACAUGAAAGCCAUAGAGCCUUACAAAAAAGUAAUCAGUCAUGGAGGUUAUUACGGGGACGGGUUAAAUGCCAUUAUUGUAUUUGCAGUUUGUUUUAUGCCUGAAAGUAGUCAACCAAAUUAUCGAUAUUUAAUGGAAAAUCUUUUCAAAUAUGUAAUUGGAACUUUAGAAUUGUUAGUAGCAGAAAAUUAUAUGAUAGUCUAUUUAAAUGGUGCCACAACACGAAGAAGAAUGCCAAGUCUUGGAUGGCUUCGAAGGUGUUAUCAGCAGAUAGAUAGAAGGUUACGCAAAAAUUUGAAAGCCUUAAUUAUAGUACAUCCUUCAUGGUUUAUUAGAACACUUAUAGCAAUUACACGACCAUUCAUAAGUUCAAAAUUCAGCCAAAAAAUUAAGUACGUGUUCACACUGAAGGAAUUAGCUGAACUUAUUCCUAUGGAGUAUGUUUGCAUUCCAGACUGCAUCAAAGAGUAUGAAGAAGAAAAAUUUAGAAAAAGACGAAAAAGGAUUGACCAGGAGCUUAACGAGAAAUCAGAGCAAGAACAAAGUAAGCACUGAGUUCUUAAGUGCAAGCACAAAGGAGACUGAAGAAUGUGCAGAAGGAAGGCUGCUACUUGUUUUUAUAAAGCUCUGUCGGUCCAACCAGUCUAUAAACCACUGUUACAGAUUGCCUUUUUAAAACUUUUUCAGGCUGUUAUGGAAUAUUCACUGUUGUAUUAAUAUGCCAAACACUUGAUUUUUGAAAUGGGCCUUAAUGGUAAUUACAUAAUGUAUCAUAAAUGUAUUUUUGAUGCCACAACCUUUGUCCCACUUUUUAUGUAACAUUCUCAAAUUUAUUAUACAGUAGAGUAAGGAUGCAUGUUCUUCAGUGAAAUAUUUAUAUUCAUAAAUGGUUAAGGACAGAGAUUAAUAUAUUUUUAUGAUAGUUUUUGAGCAAUUCUGUGUAUAUGUAUGCCUGUGGAACAUAUAUUGUAUGCCUUCACAGGUUUAAUAGCCAUACAUGACAGCUGAUAUAAUUUUGUUUGCUUGUAAGAUGCAUGUUGAACUUUGUGUUAAAAAAAAUAUUUUGCAAAGGAAACAUUUAGUUUUAGACAUUAUUAAAGUGUUAUGCUUCAGCCUUCAGGCUUUUACUACUGUCUAUGUCUCAUGUACAGAUGUAAUGUAAAAAGUGUAUUUCUUUUUACACAUUUAUAUGUGCCGAAUGUCAUUUUGCUGUGCCAUUAAAAUAUUAAGUUUCCAGGACUGUUACAUUAAACCAAGUUUUGGUCAA